UGGUGAACUUCAGCGGCGGCGGCGGCCAUCCGAAGCCGCGGCGACGGCGGCCCGAAGCUGGAGGACGCUGCGGCGAGGCCGCUGCGCUUUUCGGCUCGAGCUCGCGCAGAAGCCCCUGAGCGGCAGCAUGCCAGCGGAUCCCACUGGCGCGGCGCAGUAAUGACCAAUAAUGGGCGCAACUGCCAGCAACCUAUCUAACAGACGCCCUGGCCAAACAGCGGAGGAGCUCCAGACACGCUCCUGCACGCAUGUACGAGUCCGACUGGAGGGAGAAGGGAAAGGGGGAGGGCUGGGAGAGGGGUUCCUAUGCAUAUGCUCACUUUCUUCCACAGCCUGGCCAUUUGGUACGGGAGCCAUUGGAAAAAAGAGAGGUCCACUGCGUGGCGCGACGCAAUGUGAGACCACAUGUGGGCGUCAUCCUGGCCACCUUCUUGGAGCAAGUGGCACGCCGAGGUCUGCCCCCCUGGGCACAAUCCCCAACCGAUGACCCAAUGACAGGACCGCGAUCAUGCACAAUCGAUGAAAUAGCGGCGGGGCAAAGAUUGCCCGUCAAAUCGUCAGGCCCGAGAUAGACUCAAGCUGCAGGGCGUGGGCUGGGAUGGCAUUGAGCUGUCCCAGGAGCGACAUCUCGCAGAGGCAGUCGGCUCUCCGCACAAAGACUUCAAAAGGGAACACCUCCAGCGGCCUACCUACGGCUCAGGGUCAUAUAGGAGCACUCCCAAGCUUGCUGCUGCAACACGCGGCACAGAGCAGCCGCCUCACCCCGACAGACAACCCGUCGCACAUGAAACCAAGCGCCAUGGAACCGCCCGGUAUAUACGAGGCGGCCAACCACAGCAGCUCGACGAUCUGCAACACCGAAAACACCAUGGUCAAAGGUGCUGAUCUGUACCACAUCGAAGCCCAGAUGGUGGCGACCAUGGAGCCCACGUAUCCUGCAGAGACCGCGAAGCGGCUGCCAGACAGCAAAUGCGCUGCGAAUGCAACCGGGCCUUUCAGCACCGAAAUACCCGCCAUGAAGCAGAGAGAUCCUGUCGUGAACAGCCCAGCGAACUUGUGCGGCGCCAGCACCAUAAGGGGCAACAUCCACCAGGAUGCCGCCAUGAGUAAGCAGCCCAGCGUCAGCAGCCCGAAGAACGCGACCCAACGGUCCUUGCUGAUGGAGGCGAUCUGCAUCAUCGCGCCCACAUUGCCCCCAACGCCGCUGGCCACCGUGCCGCCUGCCCUCUCCGCCAUGUUGGACAAGGACUUCUGCGCCUUGCCCAACAAGCCUUGCUGCUCCUCCUCGGUCGCGUGCAAUUCCGCCCCAUCUCCGCCAACGCCGAACCACCUCUCAGGGAGCCGACGACGAGGCCGCCCUCGACGUCGUCGAUGGGGUCUUUCUGCGCCCGCCAGAGCUGCGCCUGCUCGCGCCAGGCGGCCGCCCCGCUUGGGGCGGGCUCCUUGGGGCCCCUGGCGCCAGGCAUGGCGGCCGCGGCGGGCGGCUGGCCGGGCGAAUGGGAGGAGGGAGGAGGGAAGUGGACAGGGAGGACGUAAGACGGGGAGGGGCGGAAGAGCACGAGGACGUGGAUGUGGGGACGGGUAAAGGAGGAGGAGGAGGAGGAGGCGGAUGGAAAAGAAGAGGGGUAAUGAUAAGAUAAGCCACCACGGUGGGCCCACUUAUUUCGUCUUGUGGGAAAAAUGCAGCAAUGGGCGGCGGUAGCAGCAGACGGGAGACCCUCGCUGUGCAACUGCGUGAGGCUCUCUGGGAGGCGCAGCGCAGAGCGUUUGAAUCGCCGGAACAAACAACAAAUACGUGAACUCCAAAGGGGACAAUAUUGGGCGACAUCGAGAUGCCGCGUGAUGAAGACUGCACAACAGGCCCUCACGGACCUGGGUGCUGGGCCGCAAGGGCGCACGCGCGCCGAAGCAUGAGGCGCGAACGGGACACUGUGCCCCCACGAGGGCCCGAAAACGAAUUGGCCCCGCAUGGGGCCGAGCUGAAGCCACAGCUGGCGGGGCCGCGGAACGUGC
Prorocentrum cordatum is the source of this 2013-nucleotide messenger RNA. NCBI's taxonomy places the organism in Eukaryota, Dinophyceae, Prorocentrales, Prorocentraceae. The record is from the annotation of a GenBank genome assembly.